GCUACAACAAUUGUCUUGUUCUGCAGCAGUCCCCAAUGUGGCAGCUUAUUAGAGAUGCCUUGUGCCCUAUACUGCUGACACAGCGAACAAGAAGCUCUGCUAACAAUAGAAGAGAGAUGGGCAAUGAACAUUUUAAAUGGGAGAACCGAAAAGUAUGGAUCUUUGCCACACCAUGACUCAUCCACUGCUUCAGAGCUCCAUCCCUCAAUCAAUGAGUUGGGUGACUUGGUAGGCAAGGGACACUGCAAAGACACAAUGCCGGUAAGUAUGGCAGAUCCAUAUUUGAAACCUUAAGCUGAAUAAUAUCACAUAUGCACAUGAAAAGAUAAUGGCUUUGAUUCCUCUUGUCUCUUUUGUGUCCCUUUGGCCUGCCUCAUUUCUAUCACCAUCUAUAUAAACAAACUCUGGAUGCCAAGGAAGGCAUUGCAAAUCAUCUCUCUCAACCUUCUCUUCAACUUCAAAACCCUUCCCCAAGUCUGCUCAAUUUCACCCAAAAAAAUGGCAGCAGCUUCUUUCCAUGCUCGCUCCAACAGUUUGCCUGCUAGAUCACACCCACUGAUCUCAGAAAUCGAUGAGCAAAUUUGCAGGUUGAGACAAUCUCAAGCUGCUUCCACAUCGUCGUCAUCAUCCAUAGGCCACAACUUGAAUAGCCUUCAGGUUGUGUAUGAUUGUGUUGACCAGUUGUUCCAACUGCCAUCAACUCAACAAGCCUUGAUCAAUGACCAGAAGUGCUUCAACGAGCUGCUAGACGGAUCCCUCAGGCUCUUGGAUUUGUGCAACACUGCCAAGGAUGCCUUGUCCCAGAUGAAAGAGUCCGUGGCUGAACUGCAAUCUGCUAUUCGCAGAAGGCAAGGUGGUGUGGAAGGAGAAACCAGAAGAUACCUGAAAUCACGGAAGACUGUGAUCAAAGCAAUCCAAAAGGUCUUGAAGGGUAUGGAAAACAAGAAAUCAACGUCAUCAAACAACAUCGAGACACUAUCCAUGUUGAAGGAAGCUGAAUCUGCUAUUGUUGAGGUUUUGGAGUGCUUGCUGGCGUUCAUUUCUCAAACAAGCUCAAAGCCAAGCAGCUGGUCAGUGUUUAAAAGGGUUGCAUCAGCUUCAAGUGAAAACGAAUUUGCAGAUGUGGAUGCCUCUCUAAAGACAAACAAAUCUAAUGAGGAGGUCCAACUUCACUUGAAGAACUUGCAGCCAUGCAUUCAAGAUCUCGAGGAAGGAGUUGAGAGCCUGUUCAGGCGUUUGAUCAAAACAAGAGCCUCCAUUCUCAAUAUCCACAAUCUGUAACUAUUACAUCAUCAAAAGAAUACUUGUACAAGUUGUAUAUAAAAUUUUGAUACUCUAUCCAUAAAUAUACAUGGUCUCCAAGUUCCUGCAACAUUAAGUCUCAUGCUGUUCAUUGCUCUAUCUUUUAGCCUGCACUUUAUUUCCAUCCAUUUUAAUUGCCUUUUACACACAAGAAAUAAAUCGCAGUUAACAAAAAUAUAAUCUCAGAUAAGUUAGCUAAAUAAGAGCAUGACUCCAAAUCACAUUGAAGACUGUCAAAGGAAAUAAUGAACCAUAUUAGGCAGAUCUUGCCUUCCAUUGAUACAGCAGUAGCAGCUUGGUAUGAGUAAUUAAUCAUACACACUAGUCUAAAACUUAGUCAGAGCAGACAUAAGGAAUCGAAUUUUACAAUCUAUAUAUCAACGAAUGAGAUGGAAUAUGGCUAUGAUUUCGAUUUGGUAAACAACCAUCCCAGCAAUGUCUAUGCAAUGUUCUAUUGCUUACCAGCACUGUCCAGCUCAUUUACCUAUUCAUCCUUCAUCCUCUCCUAAUCUCAUUUAGCAGAAAGUCAGAUUUAAUGCAGGGAGUGGGUUGCUUGGCCUGAUUUCCAACGAUCUCUGAUAUCAUUUGAAUCAGUCCAAACCAUAAUCUACUCCCACUGGAUUUGGCUUUCACCAUUUCUACAUGUCCUUUAGUUAAGCUGUUUCUUCUGAGACAAAACAAUGGUUUUAAACUGGGAAAGAGCUGGAGACAUUCAAGAACUGCAAACAUACAAGAACUGGAGAUAGCUGCCAAGAAUCUUCUUGUCUUGCUCCCAAAAAGGCAUAGUUUUUUCUUAUAUAUAUAUAAGGGCGACGAGAAUUUAUUAAUGAAAAAAAAAAAGGAGUGUACAAUCUACAAGCUAAGCCUGGGAUCAAACCUUCAGCCUCGCCGGUCCCAAAUCGUUCUUCUCCCAGCUCACAGAGUCAACCCUUGGGUUCAUCCAUCGAAAGCCCGGAGCUUUUCACCGCCCUGCUUUCCCUCCUCUGCACAGGGAAUAUCCCUUCCAGGCUAAAGCUUUCGACAUCGAUGAUUUGGCCGAAGAAGGCCGACUCGCUCGCUUGAUCAAGAAGCCCCCUUUGAUCAGCCGGGAAGGGGAUUUCAGCAGUUGCAACAGACGACGACGAAUCCCCAUUUUGGAACUACUCAUUGUUGCUGCUGUUGGGCACUCUGUUUAUGCUUUCUUUGCUGUGUUACAUUACACGAACCAGCUCUCUGUUUAUAGAGGCUUUCAAACCGCCAUUAGGAAAGGCUCCAGUGGGCAUUGAUUUCAGUCGGUUGUACCGAGCAAAUUGGAGCUUAGCUAUAUUCAAUUUUUAGUUACACAACGCAGAGAUAAGGAUGGAUCACAGACUUGGCCGACUAAAAGAAAUUCUCCAUGUCGGUAGCUUAUUGGCUGGCUGACACUCAGCAACCACGUUAGCACUUAGCAGAUCAUAUAUCGUUUCGUUUUGCGUUUCUUUUCGACGUUUCGCGUUUCCUUCUCCUGCGCAGGCAAAAUGGCGAAUGCACAAGUCGAUACCCUUUGAAAGUAAAGAAGACCACUUUGCGAACCCCUUCAGACGAACGGAGUGACCAGACUUGCUUCUGAUGCUGCAGUAGUAAGCAUCUUCUGCUCUUGAAAGUUCAUCUGUACUCACUUGCCCACAGCAGUAAGCAUCUUCUUUUUCCAGCCUAGAAACUAGAUAGCAAUGACUUUUCCACAGCAGUUGGAAGAGAACCCUGUGUUGCUUGACUUGAGUUUUUCGUUCAUGAAGGCCAUUCCUUCAGCUCAUACGCAUUCCUUCACCUGGGGGAUCAAAGAAACCGAAAUGGUAAUC
Messenger RNA from Linum trigynum, 3119 nucleotides. The record is from the annotation of a GenBank genome assembly. Lineage: Eukaryota; Viridiplantae; Streptophyta; Magnoliopsida; Malpighiales; Linaceae.